Gastrolobium bilobum is the source of this 1505-nucleotide messenger RNA. RefSeq names its product transcription factor RAX2-like. The coding region runs from base 211 to 1179 and encodes 322 amino acids. Lineage: Eukaryota; Viridiplantae; Streptophyta; Magnoliopsida; Fabales; Fabaceae. The record is from RefSeq and is a predicted model, not a curated record. The transcript has 3 exons.
UAAGACAAGUGAAGUUACAGAGGCUGUUCCCUCUGACUUGUGCUAUUUCUUCUCUGACUAGAAAAAUCUAUUGUUGCUUGCCCCCCAUCCAGCUUUCCAUUCUUUAGGAGCCUUUGUUGUUAAUUUAUAUAUAGUGUACCUUUCUGAGUUAGACUCUCACUGCAUAAACCAAGGAGUGUGUGAGAGUGAGUUAGAGGGAGAGAAAGAGAGAUGGGUAGAGCUCCUUGCUGUGACAAGACAAUUGUAAAGAAGGGACCAUGGUCUCCUGAAGAAGAUGCUAAGCUAAAGGAAUACAUAGAGAAACAUGGAACUGGAGGGAAUUGGAUUGUUCUCCCACAAAAAGUUGGUUUGAAAAGAUGUGGCAAGAGCUGUAGACUGAGAUGGCUUAAUUAUCUCAGACCCAACAUUAAGCACGGCGAGUUCUCUGAUGCAGAAGAUAGAAUCAUCUGCAGCCUCUUUGCUAGCAUAGGAAGCAGGUGGUCAAUAAUAGCAUCUCAGUUGCCAGGCAGGACUGACAAUGAUAUCAAGAACUACUGGAACACUAAGCUUAAGAAAAAAAUGAUGGCCAUGAAUCCUUCAACACAGAGGAAACCUCAACAAGCUACCCUUUUAUCCAUUGUUAAGAAUUCAACAUCAUCAUCAUCAUCUUCACUAUUAUCAUUCAGAGACAGCGACAACUCCUACCACCACCGUAAUGGAUCUAGGUCCUUGUCCUCCUCAUCAAGUCUUUUUAGUGGAAAUUCUUCUAAUUCAAUUUUCCAAGCACAAGAAAGUUUCAUGGAUCCCACUAAGUGCCAAUUUAAAGAUAGCAAUAGCAUCUUUAUGUUUGGAGGUGAAGCUACUAGUUGCAGCUCUUCUGAUGGGAGCUGCAACAACCAGAUUAGUCAUGUCAUAGAACAAGAUUUUAAAUAUGGUGGAGAAGGGUGUGGUGAUGCAACUUUUGUGGAGCAGAUAGGUGCUGUUAAUUGCCUCUACAGUGGGGUGGAUGAUACCCAGAAGUUGAUGCUCUCCAAUGCUGGUAGUGUUAGUGAGUUGACAGAGAAACAAAAUGGGUUGUGGGGAGAAAAUCCAUUAGAUUAUGGUCUAGAAGAAAUUAAGCAGCUAAUAAGCACUAAUAAUUGCAACAACUUUUUGUUUGAUGACAAGAAGACAGAGGAGGAAAGUGUCAUGUACCACUGAUGCUGACUGUGGAUAAAAUGAAGAAGAUUUGAAGGGCCAACGAAAGGGGAUACUUAGAAGAUUCAGACUUGGACUGAGUUUAUGCCUUUGUGGGAAUGGAUUUUUACUGUUGAAUAGAACCACUUUCUUUGUUGAAAGUACAUGGUAAAAGUUUUCUUUUUGCAUUUACUUGGCCGAGGUAUAACCCCACCCAGUUAAGCCAUAAAGAUGUCCCAAAUAAUUGAAGGAAGAAAAAAGAAAAGAAGCCUACACACUUAACUAGAGUAGUACUCUUUAGUCUCCUUUAUCAUCCAAACAUAAACAAAGAGGCUUGCAGCAGCAAUCCA